UUCCGUCAGCCCGGUGACGUCUCCGCCUCUCAGCCCGUGUGCAGCGUGACGUUACCGGGCAGUAGUGGAGCCUCUCGCUGCGUCUUGUUGACGGUCCUCCAGGCUCAGUACUGAGAAGAGCCCGGGAGAGAGAGGACGACUCACGCAGAGACUCACACUCAGCGUUCAGGACACGGAUCAGAACUUGGCAAACUUCAGUCACCAACAUGCAUGUGUCUCUCAACCAGAAGAUUUGUGUCAUUUGAAAAGACUUAGGGAGGAGGAAAAAAUACUCAGAGGAAUACAAGAACUCAGUCAGCUGACAGAAACAACAGUAACCCAGUGCUUAGACAUGGCCAGCACCCAGACCAGUUUGAAAACCCCUUUCAAAGACUUGACCUCAUUCAAGGGCAACAUGAAACGGCUUUACAGAGAGCGGCUGGAAGACGCACCCAUCAAGAAGCGAGUAAUGGCGGAGAUCAACCUGAAGCGUCGCAGCUCGGAUUCCCUCCCCAAAACCCCCAAGGUGAAGAGGGAGCAGACCGAGGAUCUGUACCACGACUCUGACAUGGAUUUCGCGGGCCAGGCUGAAUUGCAUGUGGUGGGCUCUGCUAAAGCCCUGGACCUGAGCCCUGGGCUCAAACACACACUAGCCCAGUUCACCCUCAGCAGCCAGAGCUCCCUUGGGGGCCCAGCUGCCUUCUCAGCCCGUACCGGCCACGAGCAUUCCCAAUCCGGCAUGCCCCCUCUGCCCUCCCCUCCUGUCCUGGGAGGGGGCCCUCUGCUGGUUCCCUGUGACAGCUCCACUGAACUCACCCACUCACUGUUGGAAGGGGAGUCCAUCUCCUGCUUCGUCGUCGGGGGAGAGAAGCGGCUCUGUCUGCCCCAGGUGCUCAACUCUGUGCUCCGCGACUUCUCGCUGCAGCAGAUCAACACUGUGUGCGAUGAGCUCUACGUCUAUUGCUCACGUUGUGAUGCCGAGCAGCUGCACAUCCUUAAAGUGUUGGGCAUUCUGCCGUUCAACGCACCUUCCUGUGGCCUCAUUACACUGACGGAUGCACAGCGGUUGUGCAACGCUUUGCUGCGCCCUGGAGCGGCCUUGCCUGCCGACCCCAGUGGCAAGCUGUCGGCCCAGGGCCUGCUGAAGGAGAGUGAAGCCAGCUUCCAGGUGGAGCACCAAUGUCUGGGGAAGUGCCAGGGUCUCUUCGUGCCCCAGUUCUACACCCAGCCUGAGGCGCCCUGCAUCCAGUGUGUUGAGUGCCAGUUGCUUUUUUCCCCGCAGAAGUUUGUCAUGCAUUCACACAAGUCACCUGAUAAGAGGACCUGCCACUGGGGCUUUGAUUCAGCCAAGUGGCCCUGCUACCUACAGCUUGCCCGGAAGUACCAGGGAACAUCCGAGGAACCCAAGCUCAAGCAGCUCCUUGAUGAGGUCAAAGAAAAGUUCCACUACCAGCUCAAGAGGUCACUAGACAAAAAGGAGGUGGAGGAGGAGGAGAGCCAGGUGAGGAAAUCCUCAGCAGACCUUUGCUCACCUAGUGGCAAGUUGGCCAAUGCCUACCCUGCGAGAAAGGGAAAAACAUCUCCACCUGCUUUGGUCUUCAACCGUCUUUUCUCGGACAUUAAGGAGGAGCCAGGACACCCCACCCUGGUCCAUCCCAGUUACUACCUGUACACAUACGAUAAGAUGGUGGCUCCCAACGUGUCUCUGCAGCAGGAGGCGGAGAUGAGCCAGGAGAUGCUUGGAGCGCUGCUCAAACACCACUACAGCCGCAGAGUGCUGGGCCAUGACGAGCCACCCAUGGAUCUUCACGCGUCGCCCCCUGUCGCUGCUGGCGCCGAGGAGGCCAAAUCCCAACAUGCCGCUGCUGCCUCGGCCACCGAGCGGGAAUGCCAAGCCCAGGCAGUUUCCAUGGAGACAAGCAGCCCGAGCUGCAAGAAAGCCUCCCACACCCCCGCCCACACCCCUCCACCUCCUGCGUCGUUGUUGACGCCGGUAACGGAAGUAGUGGCUAAGGACACAGGCUCUGCCACAAGCGGCGCUGCUGUGGUGGUGGGGGGGCUGGAGGACGACAAGGACAGGAUUGUUGUGGAGAUCAUGCAGAUGUACAGCAGGCAGCAGGAGAAGCUGAACUCCACCCUGCACAAGCAGCUGCAGCUGGAAUUGGAGCUGGAGGCGGUGCGCGGGGGCGAGGCAGCGAGGUUACGGGAGCUGAGCGCCGAGCAGCGGGAGCUUCGCAGCGAGCUGGAGGCGGUGCACAGCGAGCAGGCGCGGCAGCUCAACCAGGCCCGCCAGGAACAGCUGGAGCUGGAGACCCGUCUGGAGCAGCUCAGACAGCAGGCCUGCGCCUGCGAAAUGGGGGUACAGCGCCAACAAGAGGCCCACUACACCGCACAGUUGUCGGAGCUCCGUCAGAGGCUGGAGCGGGCGGAGGCUGAUCGCCAGGAGCUGCAGGAGGAGCUGCGCCGGGAGCGGGAGGCUCGGGAGAAGCUGGAGCGCACGAUCACCCAACUCAAGCAGCAGAUGGCCCGGUCUGGCACGGUGGGAGGCAGCCCCUCUCCUCCUCUCACCCCUUCCACAGGACCCCCCAACGCCUACUCCCCGGCCUCCUCCUCUUCUUCCUCCAUCUCGGAGGCCCCAGCGUCUGGCCAAAAGUAACUGCCACCCCUCCAGGCGCCUCUUUCCCUCCCUCAUUCCUCUCCGCCAUCACCCACCAACUCUACAGACACAAACAAAUCAGCCUGAAGCAGAACGGAGCUUCACAUCUCCUCAGGCUGUUUUUGUUAAGUUGUGCAUCUCAUUCUCCUCCCUUAUAAUUUCAGUGUAGGACUGACUUUUGUUUUUCUAAUUUAACAUCACUUAAAAGAAAAGUUUGAUGGUGUGUUUUUUUUUAUUAUUCUUUCUUUUGCUCCCUCUCCUCUCUUAAAACAGUAUUUAAAGAUUUUUGGGCAUGUAUGAUUUAAUUUAUAGUUUUUACUGAACAAACAGCUGCUUCACAGACAGGAGUUGGGUCCAACUCAACCAUCACUAUAUUUUUUCCAUACUCACAUUGUCACCCUCUUCAUCCUAUCCCCUCUUGCUUGCUCUGGAUUCCAGAGCCAAUGACUUUGAGAUUUCAGCUCAGACACGGAUGCUUGGCUCCCCACGGACGUGUCAAUUCACUGAUACUACCUGGCACAGCAGCCGGUGCCCACGGACACAAAAUGGCGCCUGGAUGUGUGCCUCCUCUCCGUGUUUCUGUACCUUCAGCCCAGAUGCUCAAGUACCAGCGAAUGCAGGAAACUGCAUGGACAUUUCAAAACUGUUUUUUUUUUUUUUGGUCCUUAUAAAAUACAAAGAAAGAAAAAUAUAACGUGUUAAAAUAUCAAAUCUAUAUGGAGGAGAAAAACCUUUACUGUACACAAAAAGACAUUAAGCAGAUGUUGUAAUGAAAAUAUGCCAGUAGUGACACUGAACUUGAAAUGAGUGUUUUGAGUGUGACGCCCACGAGGUAAAAAGCGCUCAGACUGUCUGGCCUGGGCCCCAGCUGCCCCUCACACAGACUAGCUUCCUCUUCACUUUGCUUGGCAGCACCUGGACUCUCCUGUUGUAGACCAAACAGUCUGUCGGUUGAUCCACCAGCUGCCCAGUAUCUCCUCUAAGCCCCCUCCCCCCCACAGCACCCCACUCACUAGAGACCUCACACCUUCCAUCGCUGUGUGCUGGGGCCAUUGCCCUCUGCUGAGAAACUCCUCAACACUGUGGUUUUCACCCACUUUGGCCUAGACAGGAAACACUGUGCUCUUUUCAGGCUUGGCAUGAACAAGCUCACGAGCGGUGUUAUGCACUUAAUGUGCUCUCCUCCUCCUCCAGAGUCUCCUGGGAAAGGAAUGCGUCUGGACACGGGGGCUGGGUGAGCCGGCAAAGCUUUUCUAAGGAAGAAGAAAGGCAGAGUCUCACAUGUGCAGAAGCUGCACCGUCUUACAAUAAUACAUACGACAUCCCCACAUGCGUGCACACUCAAGUGUGUUCGGGCAGUGCAGGCAUUCAGGCAGAACAAUGGUCCCAGCGUUCCCAGCAGAUGAUCAAAGCUCCAGCGUGUCCCUGUUCUCUGGGCUUCUUUUGCUUUUUCUAUCAUUUGACUUCAUUGUUAGCAGACGGUUUUAUCCCCACCCUGUUUGUCAGAAUGUGGGUCGCAGGUGAAAGCAGUUAGUCCGGGAUGGUUUGGGCCCUGCUUCACGUUAAUCUGCCUGGCUGAACAAACAGCACCGGGAAGGGAGGGGAGGAUUGAGGGGAGCGCUCGGGGGACUGGUGCGCUCUCCCCCUCGGCAGGCUGGGUGGCCCGGACGCCAGGGGUACAGAGGGAGCCCGUUUUUUUUUUGUUCUGUGCCGUCAGAAUGGGGGCAGCUGUUGUUGUCUGGGGGCCUCUACCCACCCUCGGGUGAGACUGUACAGGAUCCCCCAUCCCUCAAUGCGACCUCCCUCCUCUCUCACAGAACCGCCAUCACUCACUCACUCUCACUUACCCGUCCAUCCAUCUCCAGUGCCAGAUCAGCUGGGGGUGUGCAGUGUUUUGUAGAAGCCCAGGGGAGCGAGCAGACAUCCAGCCAGAGGAAGAGAGGACUUUUAUUGUGUCAGUUGCCAGGCAAAAGCGCUUUUUAUUGCCACUGAGGAGAUCCCUGUAAGCAAGUGUGUGUGUGUGUGUGUGUGUGUGUGUGCGUGUGUGUAAAUAAUUGUUUAAAAAGAGAAGGGGAUCGGCCUCGGCUAAACUCUGAGCUUUUUUAUGCAUCUGCUCUAAAUGCAAAUUGAUAGACAUUCCACUGUGCUCCAUCCUGUUCAAUGCAGAUUUUCUUACACAGCUUCCCUUUACAAUAACAGAUCUCACAGACUGGGCAGGGUACAGUUGUGGUUUGUUGAUGGUCAUAAGUGCAGGUGCAGGUGCAAGCCAGUUAAAUCGAACCCAUGCCGCAAAUGUACACUCUACUGUUGUUCCAUUUAAACCUUUAUUGAAAUUAUGAAAGAAAAUAUUUAACGUAUUAACUAAAGAUUUAUAUUCACUUUGUAAAUACAGUAGUCAUUAAUAUAUUAACUGUUCUUAUAAGAAUAAUCUUCUAAAGGUUAUAUAAAUUGGACCAGAACUAAGGCUCCAGAUGGCCUAAAUGUUUUUGCUUUCUUUUUUUAAAAAGUGAUCUUUGCAGAUAUCUGAACUUGACUUUAGUCGAGUGGAUGUGGGGGUGUGACAUGCAUGGUUUACUGAGACAUGACGCAGGACAAAGGCUAAAUAGGAAAAUAAUACUAUAAUACACAUGUUCCCCCUUUUCUGAAAACCGAUGCAUUUGUUUUGUUGUGGAUUUCGUCUUUGACGGACUGUUGUAAUGUAACAAGCUUUUUUCCACUUUGUCAAGAAACCCUCCCCUGACCUAAAUUCAAAAUAUUUGUUUAAGAAAAUUCAUUUUGGGGAAAUUCUUUUUUUUUUGCAUGUUUGCUUCCCCUUAUGUUGAGUGUCACUCAGCCUCUCUAUCAAUCAGUUUAUUGUGGAAAAAAAAAAUCCCCCCUGUAACACACAAAAUAUUGAGAUGGCUCAUAUGCAUGAACAUUGAAUAUGUGCAAGUUUUGUCUUUAUCGGUCCAGAGGCUAAAUGUUAAGUCAGUCAAAUUACGAAAAACAUGAAAUGUAGCCUAAUUCGGAAAGUGUGAGUGAGUGAGUGUGUGUGCGUGUGAGUGAGUGUGUGUGCGUGUCUGUGUGUGUGUGUCUC
Molecule: messenger RNA, 5711 nt
Organism: Paralichthys olivaceus (Japanese flounder)
Lineage: Eukaryota; Metazoa; Chordata; Actinopteri; Pleuronectiformes; Paralichthyidae
Gene: skila
Product: SKI-like proto-oncogene a
Biological process (GO): negative regulation of transcription by RNA polymerase II; negative regulation of BMP signaling pathway
Cellular component (GO): nucleus
Molecular function (GO): DNA-binding transcription factor activity, RNA polymerase II-specific; SMAD binding; RNA polymerase II cis-regulatory region sequence-specific DNA binding
Source: RefSeq, a predicted model, not a curated record